Capra hircus (goat) is the source of this 4230-nucleotide messenger RNA. RefSeq names its product proline and arginine rich end leucine rich repeat protein (gene PRELP). The record is from RefSeq and is a predicted model, not a curated record. The transcript is spliced from 3 exons. Bases 190 to 1332 code for a protein of 380 amino acids. NCBI's taxonomy places the organism in Eukaryota, Metazoa, Chordata, Mammalia, Artiodactyla, Bovidae. Gene Ontology annotation, cellular component: extracellular exosome. Gene Ontology annotation, molecular function: heparin binding; protein binding.
AUAGGAUCUGGUGGAGGAAGAGUCAGGCAAACACAAGCACGCACACACCACUGGGAGACCAGAGCUUCUGGCUGGCUCUCUGCUGCCACAGCGCCACUGAGGGUGGGGGGAGCAGAGGCAGUCUCGCCUCGCCGGAGAUAAACCCGAGCUCAGAGGAGAGGCAGGUGGUUCAGGUGCGUCGCCUGGAUCAUGAGGUCAUCCCUCUGCUGGCUCCUCACACUUCUCAUCUUGGCCUCAGCGGCCCAAGGCCAGCCAACAAGACGACCGAGACCCAGACCGAGGCCCCGGCCCAGACCCAGACUCAGGCCCACACCCAGCUUUCCGCAGCCCGAUGAGCCAGCGGAGCCUACCGACCUGCCUCCCCCGCUGCCCCCAGGGCCCCCGUCGGUCUUUCCUGACUGUCCCCGGGAGUGCUACUGCCCCCCCGACUUCCCGUCCGCCCUCUACUGCGACAGCCGCAACCUCCGGAAGGUCCCCGUCAUCCCGUCCCGCAUCCAUUACCUCUAUCUCCAGAACAACUUCAUCACUGAGCUCCCGGUGGAGUCCUUCAAGAAUGCCACGGGCCUGAGGUGGGUCAACCUGGACAACAACCGGAUUCGAAAGGUGGACCAGAGGGUGCUGGAGAAGCUCCCCAGCCUGGCGUUCCUCUACAUGGAGAAGAACCAGCUGGAAGAGGUGCCCGCAGCCCUGCCCCGGAACUUGGAGCAGCUGAGGCUGAGCCAGAACCAGAUCUCCAGGAUCCCGCCCGGGGUCUUCAGCAAGCUGGAGAACCUCCUGCUGCUGGACCUGCAGCACAACAAGCUGAGUGACGGCGUCUUCAAGCCCGACACCUUCCAGGGCCUCAAGAACCUCAUGCAGCUCAACCUGGCCCACAACACCUUGAGGAAGAUGCCCCCCAAGGUGCCCUCCGCCAUCCACCAGCUCUACCUGGACAGCAACAGAAUCGAGGCCAUCCCCAGCGGGUACUUCAAGGGCUUCCCCAACCUGGCCUUCAUCCGCCUCAACUACAACCUGCUCUCGGACCGGGGCCUCCCCAAGAACUCGUUCAACAUCUCCAACCUGCUGGUGUUGCACCUGUCACACAACAGGAUCAGCAGCGUGCCCGCCAUCAGCAACCGGCUGGAGCACCUGUACCUCAACAACAACAGCAUCGAGAAAAUCAAUGGGACCCAAAUUUGCCCCAACAAUCUAGUCGCCUUCCAUGACUUCUCCUCGGAUCUGGAGCACGUGCCGCACCUCCGCUACCUGCGGCUGGAUGGGAACUACCUGAAGCCGCCCAUCCCGCUGGACCUCAUGAUGUGCUUCCGCCUGCUGCAGUCCGUGGUCAUCUAGGCCUCCUGCGCCCCUGGAGCUCCUCCGGCUACACUGAAUGUGGAGGCCCAGGCGCCUGCGCCCACAGCUUGCUCUGUCUCUUUUUCUUGCUCCCAGCUCUGCCCUCCUUAUCCCACCUUCCCGAGUCAGGGACAAGCCACAUACUCUGCUGACCCUGCAGCUUCUAGAACAAGAUUUCCAAAGGCUUGAUUUGGUCCACCCAGUUCAAAGACACCCGCUGUGCACCCCAGCUUCUGGUCCCAGAAGCACAGGUGUGUGUCUAAAGACAUCCCACUCUCUUCCUCCCUCAUCACCCCUGGGUUAGCCUGGGCCAUGGACUGAAAUCUGGUUCUCGUCCUGACCAAAGCAAGCAGAGAGCAUGGUCAGGGGCAGCCUAGACAUGAAGUUUGGAAAGUCCUUCUGUAAACUCCUCUAUUGUGGGCAGCUCUGACCCAAACAGACUGAGAAACUCAGGUCUCCUGGGUCAAGGAUCCCAUCUUCCAAAACUGCUGCUGCCGUGCCCCAUUCACGGGCACCAGAUGGGCACCUGCCCUCUGCCAGCCUGGAUUCUGGAAAGGAGGUGCAAGGGAACGGCUGAAGAAGGGCGCAGGCUCAGAGAGGGGCAGAGCGACCCGCUACUCCUUCAUGGGGUGAGACCGGCCCCUUCUCGGCACGCAGCCUCCUGGCUGAGUCUCCGUGCCAACAGUAAGAGCAGGGAGGAGCAUUCCAGGAGGAGAGUGGCCCAAACACCCAGGAGCCAGCCAGUGGGAGAGGCUGGGGGUCAGAGCCCAGGAUGGCCGGGUGGGUGUGGAUUGCUGCUUGGCCGCUGGACCAGAGGCCCAACGCCUGUGGAGUAGCAACACGGGGAGGGUUCAGAGCCAGAAACCCCGCCCUGCCAUGCGCUCUCUGCCCUUCCCUUGCUGGGGAGCGGCUCCUGAGAAACGGCUCGAGAAGGGGCAGAGAGCCAGAAAUCUCCCAGAGCCCUCUUCUGCUUGUGCAGCGGCCUCCCCUCUCAGCCAGGCACAGCAGUGACACCUGGUGGCCGAUACUGCCCACACCUGGCCCCUGAGUCCUCCUCAUCUGCCCACAGCUGGCCCCUGAGUCCUCCUCAUCUGCCCACAGCUGGCCCCUGUGUCCUCCUCAUCUGCCCACAGCUGGCCCGUGUGUCCUCAUCUGCCCACAGCUGGCCCCUGAGUCCUCCUCAUCUGCCCACAGCUGGCCCCUGAGUCCUCCUCAUCUGCCCACAGCUGGCCCGUGUGUCCUCCUCAUCUGCCCACAGCUGGCCCGUGUGUCCUCAUCUGCCCACAGCUGGCCCCUGAGUCCUCCUCAUCUGCCCACAGCUGGCCCCUGUGUCCUCCUCAUCUGCCCACAGCUGGCCCCUGAGUCCUUCUCAUCUGCCCACAGCUGGCCCGUGUGUCCUCCUCAUCUGCCCACAGCUGGCCCGUGUGUCCUCCUCAUCUGCCCACAGCUGGACCCUGUGUCCUCCUCAUCUGCCCACAGCUGGCCCCUGAGUCCUCCUCAUCUGCCCACAGCUGGCCCCUGAGUCCUCCUCAUCUGCCCACAACUGGCCCCUGUGUCCUCCUCAUCUUCCUGGGGUGAUCUGCCAAGGUCAGGAGUUGGCCUCAAGUUCCCACUUGAAAAGCUGUGGGCGACACGCAUGGUCUCUGUCCUCUGGGGUCUAUCGGGCACGCAGGUAUAGAGGCACCAAGAUAGGGGACGUGGUUCCCAUAUGAGUGAACCCAAGAGGGAAACUUCAGGAACCCAGAAGAGGAUGUGGCUUGUUCCCCUCUGCCCUCUCACCUUGCGGGUCCCUUCUGCUCUCUGCUUUCAGGCGGUAGGCUAAGGAGGUGGCUACAGUACCCCUCCAGGGACCCUCUGGAGCUCACGUUCCCUAUGCAGCUCCACCCUCUAGACCAGCACGAGGCCUAAAUACUAUCUCCUUCCUUUGCAAUAAUUUAUUCCCUGUAUAGACUGUCCUUCCCCCAAAGUUCUCACACACACUGCCCCCCAAUCUGGCACAGGGGAGCAGUGUGUGAAAGGCCUCUAAAGGAAGCCCGAGUCCCCCGGAGCCGACUGACCUUCAUCUCCCCUUUCCUCCCUCUAGUGGGUGGAGAUGCCCCCCCUCUACAGCCCCCAAGUGAAUGUUGGUGGGACUGGGCAGGGGGUGUCCUAGAAAUGAGUAGGACACAGUGCCCACUCUCAGGUUAGGUUGAGAAAAGUUCCAGAGAUGUUUAAGAAAUUGGAUUAAGCUAGCUCCCCAACUUCAAGAAAUCUCCAUUUUAUUCUAAUUUUCCUCUUUUGCUAAUUUACAGAAAACAGGCCCGUUUCAAGUUCUUCCCCAUGUUCCCAUUCAACUGCUUCAUUCUUUGCAGCUGCAGCUGGUUUUUCCAAAGCUCUUGCUUAAAGUGAAGAUAGACUGUAGCCAAGGUGCUACGGCUUGGAUAAGCCCCCCUUGUGUAUCUUACUUCCACCUUGCACCGUCAGCCCCUCUGGUAAUGAGCACAGCGCCUAGGACUCCUCAGGGAGGAGGGGUCACUCCCCUGCUCCUGCAAACCUGAACUGUCUUCUUUCAGCAGCAACAAGAUCACCAUCAUCCCAGUGCCCUGUCUAGAAUAUGCCGGCUUCCUCUAUAGCUCCCUGCAGCUAUAACCCAGAGGAAACUGAGUUGGCCGUAUAGUUCCCCCCACCACAUACACAUAAUGCGCCGGUUUCCCCUGGAUUUAAGGAGGCCGCCUCCUCCAUGUACAACUUCGUUCUCUCAGUGCUGUUUGGCAUAGGCACAUACAGGUGUGUAAGUAGGUGUGUACGCGUGCCCUGUACCUACAUCUAUUCUUUCUUGAAGAUCAAGACAACUUUGUGAAACAACUUUCACAGUCCAUCAUGCUUCACAGCAGAGAAAAUAAAGUGAUAUGAAAAAUA